Saccoglossus kowalevskii is the source of this 606-nucleotide messenger RNA. RefSeq lists its product as uncharacterized. NCBI's taxonomy places the organism in Eukaryota, Metazoa, Hemichordata, Enteropneusta, Harrimaniidae. The record is from RefSeq and is a predicted model, not a curated record.
AUGGCGAAAAUAGGUAGACCAUGCCACGUCAAGGACAUUGCUGAGGCUGCGGGUAUGAAGGAAAGGUAUGUCAAAGAAUGGCUUGGUGCCAUGGUAACUGGAAGUAUAGUGGAAUUUGACACUUCCGAAGAGACAUAUGUUCUUCCCCCACAUAGAAUAGAAGUGCUGUGCCGGCAACGUGGACAUGGAUCUACAGCAGUCGUAUCAGAGGCAGUUCCUGCUAUAUGUGAAGUCUACUCAGAUAUUUUAAAAUGCAUGGAAAUAGACGGUCCGAAAGGAUUAUCGACACUGGUUUGUGAAAUUGGUUGUAGCUCUGGCACCGGACUGUGUCGUUUAGCUACAGACUAUCCCAACCCUAGAUAUUAUGGUAUCGAUAUUUCCCAGUCCGCUAUUAAAACUGCAACAUCACGGGCAGAUGCAGCUAAUCUAAGCAACGUAACUUUUAGUUGUGCCGAUGCCACAAGGUUACAGGAUGAUUGGGAAGCUAAAUUCGAUGUUGUGUAUUGUAUGGACGUGGUCCAUGAUGUACCUCGACCUGACAUACUUUUAGAAGAAAUCCAUCGCAUUUUAAAAAAAAGGUGGAUUUUUCAUCAUGGUGGAUAUUAA